CUCAUUAACUGUCAAAUGAUGUUUUUGUUUCACAAUCAGAUAGGACUAGACCUAAUAAUCAAGACAUCGAUGUGACUUGAAAGAAACAUCGCGAAAUUAAUGGUAAUUGUGAUAGAAACGAAAGCGGAAGUAAUAAAAAGUGGAAAUCCCGAUGAUCACCCUACUCAUCGAAGGUGGAGACAGCGCAAUGGAACCAGUCUUUACUUGAGAAUUGCAAAAGUUUGAGAAGGGUGAAGUCAAAGGUCAAGUUCAUAUAACACCAGACGAGCCUACUGUUGAAAUAGAAAAUAAAUACUACACUGUUGAGGUAGGACAACAAGCAGAAUUGAGGUGUUCAGUGUUGGGUGCAUUUCCGUUCAUCAAAUCUGUUACCUGGGAACAUACAUCACCUGGCGGACAACCCAUACAGCUUGAUUUAGAUCUGCCUGAGUAUACAAGAUCUAAACCAGAUCACCUUAUAAUCAACAAAACAGUAAAAUCUGACGAAGGGGCAAUAUGUGUGAACUGUCUCCAGUUGGUACGGGAAACGAUGGAGUACAACAACUAAACUGACUCUGGUAGAAGCCAAACAGGAAACCAUGGCAACGGACGUCAGUGAUGUCACUGCAAGGCAGGAAACCAUGGCAACGGACAUCAGUGAUGUCACUGCAAGGCAGGAAACCAUGGCAACGGACAUCAGUGAUGUCACUUCAAGGCAGGAACCCAUGGCAACGGACGUCAGUGAUGUAACUUCAAGGCAGGAACCCAUGGCAACGGACGUCAGUGAUGUCACUUCAAGGCAGGAACCCAUGGCAAUGGACGUCAGUGAUGUCACUUCAAGGCAGGAACCCAUGGCAGGCCAGAGGCAAGAAACCAUGACAGCUAGUCAAGAGUCCAUGGCAAAUGAUUUACAAAUCAUACCAGUGGUUAAUACUGGUGAGAUUAGCCAUGUGUUGAGGAAUUCCACCAGUGUUCAUGUGACCAUUAAACCAAAAAAUCUGGUUCUUGGCGAAGGAGGCAGAAUUAUCAAUAAUGGAGCUAAACAGGAAACCAUGGCAGCCGUGCAGGACACCAUGGAAGCCGUGCAAGACACCAUGGAAGCCGUGCAGGAAAACAUGGAAACCAUCCAAUAUAUGGCAGGUAGACAGGAAACCUUCAGCACAAUGCAAGAAUCAAUGACAACAGACAUUAGUAAUGUUACCACCAGGCAGGAAUCCAUGGCAACAGACAUCAGUAAUGUUACCACAAGGCAGGAAUCCAUGGCAACAGACAUCAGUAAUGUUACCACCAGGCAGGAAUCCAUGGCAACAGACAUCAGUAAUGUUACCACAAGGCAGGAAUCUAUGGCAACAGACAUCAGUAAUGUUACCACCAGGCAGGAAUCCAUGGCAACAGACAUCAGUAAUGUUACCACAAGGCAGGAAUCCAUGUCAGAUAGACAGAAAAAGAUGACAAAUGAUUUACAUAGCUUACAAGGCACUGUUGAUGCUGUGAGUGAUGACGUUGAUGCUGUGAAGAAAGAUGUCAGUGACAUAAAACAAACUUCAGCCAAAAAUGGAGGAAGGGAUCCUAAGUUGACGGCUAUGAUAGAUACAACAAAGUCUACAAUACAGACAGAAAAAAAAAGCUACAAGUUUAUUUCUACCAAAAGUCUCCAAGAUUCCCAUCAGAAACUUCUGGAGAACAAGAUCGUUAUAAUCCAGGGAAACUCGGGGGACGGGAAAUCAUCUGCUGCACUUGAACUUCUCCGUUUGCUGUGCGGUAAUGAAGAGGAGGGGCAACAGAAACGAUGUCGACAACCACUACAACUACACGACAUAAAAGAUUUAGAUUUGGUGGCACCAAAGUCACAAUUAGUUAUUUAUUUUGAUGAUAUAUGUGGAAAGAAUGUUGUUUGUCAGGAAGAUGUGAAAGAAUGGGAGAAACGAGAAAAAGAAAUUCUUGCAAAACUUUGUGGAAAUGAAUCUGAGGCCAAUUAUCUGGUCAUUACAAUUCGCAGUGGAAUUUUUAAUUCUAUAAAUGGCCUGGGAAAAUCAUUUACCAAAAACAUUGUCGACCUUAGCCAGUACAAAGAAGAAAAAGAAAAACUUGCAUUGUUAAGGUUGUAUGAACCAAAAACUGAAUUUGUUAAAUGGACAGAUGAUGAGGAGAAACAGAUUGUGGCCUCGGCCCCAGACAUUGGGUUUCCACAGUGUUGUAGAUUAUUUAGGGACACACCUAGUUUACAAACAGAGAGAGUCAAAUUCUUUGAAAGACCUUUGCAUUAUUUUAAAUCCUCUUUAUCUAAAUUAGAAGACGGGAAAUUUUAUGGUCUGCUGUAUCUGUUCCUCAAUGGCGGCUCAGUUGUAGAACAUGAUUUAGACCCUUCCAUUGAAAAUAUUGAGGAAAAUGAGAAAAUGAAAGCAGCAUUUGCUUUUGAUGUAGUAAAAGUUAACCUAACACCUGAGCUUAUUCACAAAAAAGAGAAAAAGAAAGCUGAAUUUGUAAAGGAAGUCAUUAAAAUGCCUUUUAGGUUGGCUGGUGAAAAAAGAUUCUAUAAAAAAAAAAAUAAUUGGAAAAUAUUAUCCUUGUUUCAAAUUCAACCACGACUCCAUUGAGGAAACAGUGGCACUUUUGUAUGGAGAGGAAACUCCCAUUGGCUACAUACAGAAUUGUCCCAAAAAGUUCCUCAGUUAUGUAACUACAACAAAAAACACCCCAAACAGGAUAGUUAUAUCAUCUGAUGAUCAAACCAAUGCCAUGUAUAAACGUACAGUAAAAGAGUUUCAAUCUGUUGAUCCUAAAAGUGACUGGUAUUUGAGUGAGUGUGAAUAUUUAGCUACAUUAGACGUAUGGAAAGACACCCUGUUUCUACAGAGAUUUAUUAGUUGGCUAAGUGGUCAGAAUGAUGACAAUAACUUAUGCCACCUGAUAAAAGGUGCCUUGUUAAAUGGAGCUUGCUCUAUUGGUUUAGAAGAUCAUUUCUCGUAUCUCCUUUCUGUGGGUGCCACACCCGACAAUGAUACACCGUUUUGUGUAGUGAAGGGUGGGAGUGUACGACUACUGACAGCAAAUACUAAAGUAUGACGUCAUUCCUACAGCGAGGGCACGCUGGUCACAAUCAUCACAUUAUGCUGAGAAUAUCAAUGUCCUACACGAAGCGUGUUUGUUUGAGAGAGAAGAGAUGGUGACCAUGUUGUGUGACACUUACCCAGACUUGGUACAUGAGACUGUUAACCGGAG
Pecten maximus is the source of this 3201-nucleotide messenger RNA. RefSeq lists its product as uncharacterized. Bases 579 to 2576 code for a protein of 665 amino acids. The record is from RefSeq and is a predicted model, not a curated record. Lineage: Eukaryota; Metazoa; Mollusca; Bivalvia; Pectinida; Pectinidae. The transcript has 8 exons.